Messenger RNA from Pimephales promelas (fathead minnow), 2090 nucleotides. It is a transcript of the gene angptl1b, whose product is annotated as angiopoietin like 1b. Lineage: Eukaryota; Metazoa; Chordata; Actinopteri; Cypriniformes; Leuciscidae. Gene Ontology annotation, biological process: blood coagulation. The record is from RefSeq and is a predicted model, not a curated record.
ACAGGUCAGUGACUGUAACUUGAUUUCUGACGGUCUGUUGAUGCUUCUGUGGUCAUAGACAAACAAAUGAAUAACAUUACUAUACAUUUACAAGGUUUUAUUCAUUUUGGACUGCAUGACUCAUUGAUGUCAUGAAUAAUGGUUCAUGUACCAACGAACAUUUAUCUGCGUAAUCCACUGAAUGCUCUGUAACGCACCCUAUAAAGCCAGUCAGGUCCAGAUGUGUGUACAUGAGGAAUCCUCAGGUCUGGUGGAUGGGGAUCGCUCUUUCUGUGUUUGUAGAGCAGCCGUACGCCUCAAUUACUCAAAUAUAUAUAAAGUGAAACGUUUGCACUACUUGUCUAUGGAUGUAUUAGAUGCAUGCAAGCCUUUAUGCUGAAGGACAAACUCACUUUAUCUUCAGUAAACAGACUGAAAGUGACGAUUAGUUAGUUAUUGUGUGAGUUAUUGAACAAACCCCGAUCCGGCUUGAGACGCAACUUUACCCGAUUGGGUUUCUUCCAGCGAGAUUUCUCAUCCAGCUCUCAAACACUGUUACUGGUCGGUCUCCUGCUCCGCUGCGAUGAGUCCUCAUGCCUGGAUGUUGUGCGCUCUUCUCUGGGUCUUCACCGGUGAGCGGAGCCAGGGCUCUUCCAGGGGGCCCGUCCCGAGCCGAAAGAGGAGGCUCGCUGACGACAGGGAACCCAAAAAGUGCUCCUACACGUUCUUGGUCCCGGAGCAGAGGAUCACAGGGCCGAUCUGCGCCAGCCAGGGCCCUUCCCUGCCCGAUAAAGAGCGCGUGACGCGGACGGACGUGGCGGACGUCCGCGAGAUCUUGACCAAGCAGAGGCGUGAGAUGGACACGCUCCGGUUGGUCGUGGACGUGGAUGGAAACAUGGUCAACGAAAUGAAACUGUUGCGUAAAGAGUCGCGCAACAUGAACUCCCGCGUCACACAGCUGUACAUGCAGAUGCUGCACGAGAUCAUCCGCAAGCGGGAUAACUCCCUGGAGCUGGCGGCGCUGGAGGGCCGGGUCCUGAACGGCACGGCGGAGGCGCUGCGGGUGUCCGGCCUCUACCGGGAGCUGGAGCUGCGCUUCUCCACGCUGGCGGCGCUGGUCAACAACCAGUCUUUGCUGAUCGCCGCUCUGGAGGAGCGAUGCCUGCAGGUGUACGGGAGUCACCCACGGGAGCCGCCGCCUCCGCCGCUCCUGCAGGUCGUGCCGGAGAACAUCCCCGUGAACGUGCCCCGACUCUCCAACGAGAUCCAGAGGAGCCCCGAGGACAGGCCAGCUCGUCAGGCCAACGCCAGUCUGGAGGGUCCGUUCCGGGACUGUGUGCAGGUGAUGCAGGCGGGACACACCACCAGCGGGGCGUACCUGCUGACGCCGGAGGGCUCGGAGACGCCGGUGCAGGCCUGGUGUGAGCAUGACGUGGACCGAGGCGGCUGGACCCUCAUCCAGAGGAGGAAGGACGGGUCCGUCAACUUCUUCAAGAACUGGGACAGCUAUAAGAAAGGCUUUGGAAACGUGGACGGCGAGCACUGGCUGGGUCUGGAAAGCAUCUAUAACCUGGGCAAGCAGGAUGACUGCAAGCUGCUGGUGGAGCUGGAGGACUGGAUGGGUAAAAAGGUUUACGCGGCGUACAGCAGCUUCUACCUGGAGCCGGAGAGCCGGGCGUACCGUCUGCGUCUGGGCUCGUACCAGGGCAACGCUGGAGACUCCCUGACCAGCAACAACGGCAAGCCCUUCACCACGCUGGACCACGACCACGACGACUUCUCAGGGAACUGUGCUGAUUUCCACAAGGCCGGCUGGUGGUACAGCGCCUGCGGUCAGACCAAUCUGAACGGCGUGUGGUAUUCAGGAGGAGUGUAUCGCAGCCGGUUUCAGGACGGCAUCUUCUGGGCCGAUUACGGAGGAGGGUUUUACUCCAUGAAGUCUGUGCGUAUGAUGAUCCGGCCCGUCGACUGACGCCCGAGCGGACCACGGGUACCAUCGAUGGGUUCAUCUGUCCUUAUGCCUCAGGUCUCAACCAGUCGGCUUUACUAGUGUUUGGGGUUAACUUAACAUUGUGUAAUGAAACUGAAAUAAAAUUAAAGAGAUUUCUAAC